CGGUACACAACAUUAUUUAUUCAUGGCCGGGAACGAUAGAUGUGGUGCAAGCUUCUCCAGAGUAUUGUCCAUCUGUUAGCCAGCCUACUGUACACGCUAAUGUAAUAUGAGUCCUCAGGAGGCGUACUAAUAGCCGUUCACGUGUUAACACUCCACACUAUUUAUCUGUGUAAUAACACUACCGUUAAUUAUAAUUAGUGCCCUGUCGUUGGAAUGUGAUUUAUCUCUCCCUGAAGAAGAGCAAUAUCAACAGCGAGCAAAGUGUGACCUUACCGGUUUUAUUUGAUCACCGUCGCACUGACAGCAGUUCACCCUCUCACAAGACACCUCUAACAUGGGAAAACAUCAGGACUAAUUGCUCCCUAUAAGACACUCUAUAAUCAGCCUCUGAGGACUGCUGUACACAUCAUUUUACACAAUGCUGCAGAUAAUUUAAUUUCCACCCAGGGAGGUUUCGGCCUAAGCCUGUAAUAGAAAAAUAAGAUUGCUGCCAGAUAUCCAACACAAGAGCCCCUGUAUCAAAAUGAUCACAAAAUCAGUUUUCCCCUAUUGAUCGUUUUUCUAAAAUGUAACCCAGUCUUCCCCGUGGCAGAUUUGUGAAUUAAACUGUGACAUGUGGGACUUUAUCCAUCAAUAACAGUCUCUCACUUUUGUGGAUUUUAAUUUUCCGCACACACAUUAGGGAUCAGAGUGUCCAUAAAGAGUGCAUAAUCAGUGCAGAUUAAACUUGAAUCGAGCCCGCAGCAGAUUCAUGUGCACUGACAGCGAUACCUUUACAUUAGGCUGCUUCCGGUUGUCACUGAAUGCUGUAAUUGAUGUGGCACCGAGAGCUGCCUCCUUUCUCCAAACAUAAAUUAUAAGGAAAAGGUGUUAGACUGAGCUGUCAUUUAAUGAGAUGUAACAAAGUGGUUCGGCUGCAGACAGUUUAUGUAAUCAUUUCCUUUGGUGAAAAGAUAAAUCUCAGCUUCGCAGCCUCAUGAGCAAUGCAUCAUUAGACUACUCUGCACAGGCAGAUAAUAACACGCUUUUAUCGUGGAUUGUAAUACUCCAGUUAGCUACACCGCAACAUCUGAUCAUCUCUUGGGUGUCAGUGUGUGGCGGCUCGCUUUCCAUCUCCAGCUUAAGGAAGACACAGCUUCUACAAUAGACUGCAGUGUGGAGGGGUGUCUCACUUUGAUCUUUAAAUACCCUCUAACGUUAAGGCACGCUCAUUGGCUUUGAUUUUUUUUUUCUUUUUUUCUUUUUUUUUUUUUACAACUCCUGGGCAAAAUGCAGACGCUCCCUUGAAUCUCCUCCGAGCUGUAGUACAGCGGAGAAUGCGUGAACAACUAUCCUGUCUUUUUAUUUUUUAUUUGCCUCCUCCCUCCACCACCACCACCAUCUGUCCCUUUCUUCCAUUUCAUGUGCUCAAGCAAUAUCCACACCCCUCUCAUAGCAACAGCACGCCGCCGCCGCCCCCGCGCCUUGCAGUGAAUUUUUCUUCCCCUGGAUCUUCGCCUCGCACCAUGCAGACGGUCCCUUGGCCUUGCCUCCUGACGGUUCCCUGUUCCCCCCUCCCCCACCAGCCGUGCUCCUGUUUCACUCAAAGAUGGCGUCGGCUCUAGAGCCCCUGGUCUCUGGCUGCAUUUUCAGGCUUGUUGUUGUCUUCGUUUCGCACGGUUUUGGCACCUUCUCCUCGGCGGCUCGACGCGGAAUUCCGUUUUUGUCAGCUGCUGGAGUGCAGUAGGCAUGAAGGUGAUCAGCCCUGGCUGCUCCCUGGGGUGAGAUAUCUGUUCCAUCCCAGAGCUGAGAAGGCCAGACUGCUGGAGGAGCAGAAGAGAGCAAAACGGGAAAAGAGAAGGCGAGGAGACUUGGAUGGAGAGGAAAAUCAUCUUCUUCUAGAGUGCUGUUAUCCACAUGAGAGUAUUUGCUGUAUUGCUCCGGCUUUUAUCACUAAAAACACUAAUUUCAUGUCCUGGAGGUCAUGGUCGUCUCCCACCACUCCCAUUGAAAAUUAGUUUGUUUGCCAGUGGCAGGAAACUAAAUAGGUGUUAUUACCUGUGUACAGGUUUUGUGUCACUCUAAGUGGGAAACACCUCAAAUUUGUGAAAGGCCCUCUUUUCAUCAAGAUCUACUCUACUACUGUCUUGUCCAUUGUGAGUACAUUGCUAAUAGACCUGCUACCUCCUCCACUCCCCCUGCUUCUUGCCAGGGAUUUUCACCUGGCCAGGAGAGGGUGGUGGGUGGACCAAAAUUUAUUUGGUGGACGGUUGGCCCGUGCGGUUUCUGCUAUGAUCAGCUGCUCCUUUCCGUGCUGUUCACACUCGGCUUCUGAGGGACUCUCUGUGCGACCCCAGGACAAGGGAUAGUAAGCAGUUAGAGGGCAAACGGGAAGAAGAGGCGGCGGCGCUACGGCGCAGGCCCGGUAUUUCCUUGGCUUACAAUAUACAUUUUUUUGUGUGCGGUCAUUGCAGUAAGGCCCCAGGGCCUCUGCACUCUCCGAGACCGCAGCCAUGGUGAAACUGGCAAACCCAACGUACACUCAAUGGAUCCUAGAGGCCAUCAAAAAAGUGAAGAAGCAGAAACAGCGACCAUCAGAGGAGCGCAUAUGCAAUGCAGUUUCCAUGUCCCAUGGUCUGGACCGCAAAACGGUUUUAGAGCAAUUAGAACUUAGUGUCAAGGAUGGUACCAUACUUAAGGUCACCAACAAAGGUCUCAACUCCUACAAGGACCCAGAAAACCCGGGGCGCCUGGCUCCGCCAAAGCUCAAGGGGGGUGGAAGCUCUGGAGGAGGAAGUGGAGGAGGUGGCGGCGGAAGCAGCAGUGGUGGCGGUAGCUCUCACUCCCAUUCGGGGAAGAAACCAGGGCUCGACUGGAACAAGCUCAUAAAGCGGGCACUGGAGGGUCUUCAUGAGCCAGGCGGCUCCAGCUUAAAGAACAUUGAGCGCUUUCUCAAGUGUCAGGCUGACGUAGCGGCCUACCUGUCGAGCAGCGGCUCUGUGGGAUCUGGCCUCUUCCACCAGCAGUUGAGGGUCGCCCUGAAGAGGGCUGUGGCCCACGGACGCGUUGCCAAGCAGGGUCCACUGUUCCAGCUCAUCAGCCGCAGCAGCUCCCAGGAUGACGGGACUGGGACGGUGUCUUUGGAAUCACUUCCACCUGUCAGGUUGCUGCCACAUGAGAAAGACAAGCCGGUGGCGGAGCCCAUCCCCAUCUGCAGCUUCUGUUUGGGGACUAAGGAGCAGAAUCGCGAUAAGAAACCAGAGGAGCUCAUCUCCUGCGCCGACUGUGGCAAUAGUGGCCACCCGUCCUGUCUCAAGUUCUCCCCAGAGCUCACAGCGCGAGUCAAAGCACUGUGGUGGCAGUGCAUCGAAUGCAAGACUUGCAGCAGCUGUCAAGAUCAAGGAAAGAAUGCGGACAACAUGUUGUUCUGUGACUCCUGUGACCGGGGCUUUCACAUGGAGUGUUGCGAUCCUCCCCUCACGCGGAUGCCAAAAGGCAUGUGGAUUUGUCAAAUCUGCCAACCCAGGAAAAAGGGAAAGAAGCUCUUACACGAAAAGGCAGCACAAAUCAAAAGACGCUACAACGCUCCGCUGGGACGGCCCAAGAACAGGCCAGGGCGGCCCUUCAAGAAGCUGGGAGGGCGCGGUCGACGGAAGCGCUCAGCUUCAGCACACUCAUCCUCCAGCUCCUCCUGCGAGGGUUACCCUGGUGACGACAGGCUGCUGUUUUCGAUGCGAGAUGACGACGACCUGUCUCACAGCAGCCUGCGCUUCAACAAUAAGACCAAGGGUCUCAUCGACGCCCUCACAAAGUUCUUCACGCCGUCGCCCGAGGGCCGUAAGGCACGGCAGGAGGUGGUGGACUACUCGCAGCAAUGCCGCAUACGAAAGAAAUCCAGUCGCAAAGGAGAAGGAGAUGACAGGGGUGACAAUCAGGAGGGCAGUGACUGGCGCGAUGAAGACGACAAACUUCCAGGCCACGAGAACCUGACAGAAAAAGACAUUGAGCUGUUCAGACACAUCCAGGAGCUGGCACUACAGAAAGUGGGGGUGACGGGUCCACCAGACCCUCAGAUGCGCUGCCCGUCUGUUAUCGAAUUUGGCAAAUUUGAAAUCCAGACAUGGUAUUCAUCUCCCUACCCGCAGGAGUACAGCAGACUACCGAAGCUCUACCUGUGUGAGUUUUGCCUACGCUACAUGAAGAGUCGCAGCAUCCUCUACCAGCACAUGAAGAAGUGCUGCUGGUUUCACCCUCCCGCCAAUGAGAUCUACAGGAAGGACGACGUCUCUGUGUUUGAGGUUGAUGGGAAUGUGAGCACAAUCUACUGUCAGAAUCUGUGUCUACUGGCCAAACUAUUCCUGGACCAUAAGACCCUCUACUAUGAUGUGGAGCCCUUCCUUUUCUACGUCCUGACCCAAAACGACAGCAAGGGCUGCCACCUCGUCGGCUACUUUUCCAAGGAGAAGCACUGUCAACAGAAAUACAACGUAUCAUGCAUCAUGAUUCUUCCACAGUACCAGCGCAAGGGCUACGGACGUUUUCUCAUCGACUUCAGCUACUUACUGUCAAAGAGAGAGGGUCAACCAGGAUCUCCAGAGAAGCCUCUGUCUGACCUGGGUAGGCUGUCCUACAUGGCCUACUGGCGAAGCGUGGUGCUCGAGUGUCUCCAUGAGGUCCGCGACCGGCAGAUCACUAUACGACAACUUAGCAAACUGACAGGGAUCUGCCCACAGGACAUCACCGCCACCCUGCACAGUCUCAACAUGCUGGAGCAGAGAGGAGACAGACUGGUCCUGGUGCGAAGGGAGAAGCUGGUAACUAACCACAUGGCUCGGCUCAAGGCCCGCCCACGGCAGCUGGACGUUGACCCCGAGUGUCUUCGCUGGACUCCCGUCAUCGUAACCAACACCGUGGUCUCUGACGCAGAAGGAGAUGAUGACGAUGAUGAGGAGGAGGAAGACCCCGUGGAGGACAACCGCAAGGAGAUCAAACCAAGUCAUAAGGUCACAUCGAUGUCUUGGCACAUGCGGCAAGCAAAAAUGAGGGAAGAGGAGGAAGAAGAAGAAGAGGAAGAGGAAAGGAAGAAUUUCCUGGGGUUUCCCAUUAGCCACAGUUCUCCAACUUCCCCUCCCGUCCGUUGUCCACCUGCUGUUCCCGAACCACAGCGACCCCCUCCCCCAACAAACGGAGAACGCAGGCCUCGUGGACGCCCACCCAAAAACUGGCCAUGGGGUAAAGUGAAGGACAACACCCGAGUUGGACGGCCACCUAAGAUUCGCCCAGUGCAGGAUGAGGACGAUGAGGAUGAGGAGAGAACACAGGGAGGAAAAAACACAGGCUCUACUUGCAGCCCACCCUCUCUUUUCUCCCUGGACAGAAAAGCAGACUCCACAGCCUUUCACUCUCUGGACAUGGCCAGGCACCCCUCCAUAACCCCCACGCGAAGAGGGCGACCCCCAAGGAAAAAGAGAGGCCCUAAGCCCAGAUUGCCAGAAGGACCUGCAGAGGGGCUGACACAGCUUCCCGUUAUGUCCAGGUUGAAUGAUCCUUCACCUGUUAGGAAGAGCUGCUUCAGUGAAAGCAGUGAAGAAGAGGAGGAGGACGACGAUGAAGAAGAUGAAGAGAGGAGGGCGUGCUCCCCACCUAUCCUCACGAAACCAGCCAUGGGGCUCAAAUGCAAGCCCGCGAGGAAGCGCCGCUUUCGCCAGCGCAGCCACCCUCACAGCAGCGUGGUGACAGAGACGAUUUCUGAGACCACGGAGGUGUUGGAUGAGCCUUUUGUAGACUCAGAUUCCGAGAGGCCUAUGCCCAGGCUGGAGGAGGAGACACCCCUGGGCCACCCACUGCGCCGCUACCCUCCAGCCCGAUCUGCGAUGAGGUUGUCUGACCUAGCACCCAAGAGGGGCCGGCACUCCAACCUCACAGAUUCAGAGGAAGAUGAGCUAACACCUGUACUGAAGUCAGCAGCAGCUCUGCCAUCAGCUCCAUCAGAGACCUCAGUGGCCAACCCGGAGGUCCCAGUCAAGAAGAAGAAAGGCUGGCCUAAGGGAAAGAGCCGCAAACCACUGCACUGGAAGAAACGAGGACCUGGGAAACCACCUAGCGGUGGGCCCAACCAGCGGGCGGCUACAGACGGUCAGGUCCAAAGUGGGGACCCUCAACCCGCCAAAAUCAAGAUGAAACCUGGUCGCAAGCCCCGAAGCUGGUACCUGCAGCGUGCCCAGGAAGAGGCAGAGCGGCAGGAGCAAGAAAGACAAAGACUGUUGGACCGGCAGCUGGACAAAGAUCCUCAACUUCUCCAGACAGACGACCGUAACAGCAAACGCGUCUGCAGAACCAACACUGACAGAGACAACAAACAGAAAGACUCUGAUGAAGAAGAUGACUACCUCCCCAAGCCUGUUGAGACGAAAGUGCCCAAAAGGCGAGGGAGACCACCUAAGAACCGCUCCCUCCUCCAGCCGCCACAGCCUGCCCCGAAACCACCUCCCACCUCUGAGCCGGAAGAAGAAGAGGAUGAGGACGAGGAGACGGAAAGAACCUGGGAAGAAGACAAACCCAGUCGCCCACCAUCCCGUCCCCUGCUUUCGCCUUCUUCCUCCUCUUCCACCUCAGGGCCCCGGGCCCCACAGUCCCGGCCUCAGGACACAGAAAUGGCUGAUAGGGAAGAAGAUGACGAUGAUGAAGAGAGGGAAGAAGAAGAAAGUGUCAGCUUGGCCAGUGGCGGUGGAAGUAUCAACAGGCGAGCAGCAAUCACACCAGGUCCAGGAAGCAGGCGCAAUGAAGACCACGAUGCUGACGAUGAAGGCGACGGACACUUAGAGGACAAGACCAACAACAGUAAGAAGCGAAAAGGUCAGGACUCAGAAGAUGAAGAUGAUGAGGAAGACGAGGAGGAGGAGCCUGCCUCCCGCGCAAACUCUCCUCCAGUUAAAGAAGAACCCCAAGGUGGAGAGGCUUUUUUAGACAUGGAGAACAGCGUGGCCCGGGAAUAUGUCAGCAAGCAGGAGGAGGACGAAGAGGAGGAGGAGGAGGCUGAGGAGGACGUGCAAGAUCCCAAGUGUCAGCCCUCUUCAGCCGACCCUCAGCAGGAGGAGAGGCGGCGCAGAGAGCAGGAGGAAUCUGCUGCUGCAGCCGCUGCAGUGGAAACGGUAACGGCCAUGUCUGUUCCUUCGGAGCCCAUGGAGCUCCAGCCUCUGCACCCUGAAGACAAAGACGUCACGCUGUUGAUAGACACCCAACACACACAUCAACACUCCCACCCUCACCAGCAUUCUGACUUCAAAGAGGAGCUGGGCCACCACCCUCAUCACCCCCAUCACCACUCCAACGAGCUGGACCUGGAGACCAUGCAGGCCGUUCAGUCCUUGACACAGGGGGAAGCCCAGGAUGAAGAGACCGAACCCCAGCCGCACCACGGGGCUUACCAGGACUGUGAGGAGACCCUAGCUGCCUGCCGGACCCUGCAGAGUUACAGCCACACGGGAGAGGCUGAAGAGGAGGCUAUGGCCUUAGUGGAGGAGUGUGGGCCUUCCCAACACAGCAGCCCCCUCCCUAAUCCUCCAGUGCCUCCCCUGCCAAGUCAGUCUGUGCGCUCUGUGAAUAGUCCAGGGCUGCCCUCAGGCAUCGUGGACACACCGGCGGGGCAGAGGGGUGGAACACCUGGCCCCACCGGAGCAGGGAGCAGCAAUGGAGGUGCUGGAGGGGGCUACACCCAGAUCACACCAGAGCAUCCUAGUUCUCUGUCUGCCCCCUCCCAGCAGAACAUGGAGACGUCACCAAUGAUGGACGUGCCAUCUGUGUCGGACCACUCGCAGCAGGUGGUGGACAGCGGCUUCAGUGACCUGGGCAGCAUAGAAAGCACUACAGAGAACUAUGACAACCCCAGCAGCUAUGACUCCACGAUGGGCGGAGGGGGCAACGGAACGGGGAAUGGGGGCAACGGAGGGGGAAUGUCGGCUGCUGUAGUAGCUGGAGCUUCCACGGCAUCUUCGUCGUCAGUGUCUUCUUCUUCCAGUUCCGCCACACCAUCUUCCUCCUCCCAGUCCAACAGCUGCUCCUUCGUGCCAGCCCCCAGCCUCACAUCUUCCACGGGUAAUGGAGGAUCUCAGCUAGCAAUGGGCAGCUGCAGCCUCAUCCAGCAAACAGGACCGGGACCCAACAGCGGGCCAGGUGCCAGUAAUGUAGGCAGCGCUGUGCCCCAGCCGCCACCACCCCCACCACCGUCCAACACGCCCAGCUGUGGCAUUAAGUCUCCUCAAAGCUGCGGUGUUAUCGAAAGGCCUCCCAGCACCAACCAGCAGCAGCAACAACAACAACAACAACAACAACAACAGCAGCAGCAGCAGCAGCAGCAGCAGCAGCCCCAAAAAAAGGUUCCUCAGCAGCCCCCUCAGCAACAGCAGCAACAAGCCCCCAACCCUCAACCUCCACCCUCGGCGCCGCCACCACCACCACCGCAGCAAGCCCUGUCUCAGUGCAGCAUGGGCAACGGCUUCGCCUCCACGCCCAUGAUCAUGGAAAUACCCGAGAGCGGAGGCGGAGGAGGGGGUCGCACCUUGUAUGAGCGCAUGGGUCAGGACUUUGGCACCGGGGGCUACCCCCAGCCCACAGCAACGUUCAGCUUGGCCAAACUACAGCAGCUCACCAACACCAUCAUGGACCCUCAUGCCAUGCCCUACUCUCACUCCCCCUCUGUUACCUCCUACGCCACCAGUGUUUCUCUCUCCAACCCUGGGCUGGCCCCUUCACCGCACACUCCCCUCCCUCAGGGGAUGACCCCACCUCCAAACCUUAGCUCUGGCUCCAUGAACCUGAGCUCCUUGCAGCUACAAUGUAACAUGCCCACUACCAACAUUGGUCUGGGACCUCCUCCACACACGCAGCGGCUACAGGGCCAGAUGGCCACGGUCAAAGGCCACAUUUCCAUCCGGUCCAAAGCCACUCAGCAGCUGGCCCCGGCCCCGCACCAGCAGCAGCUCUACAGCCGCAGCUCGGGGGCCGUGGCCAUGCAGAGCACUCCGCGCACCUUGGCCGUUCAGCGCGGUAUGAUGCCAAACCUCAUGCCCACGCCGGCACCUUACAAUUCCAUGAACAUGACGCCUCUGAACGCUGGCUACCGAAUGCCCCAACCGAUGAUGAACAGUGGUUAUCACAGCAAUCCAGCUUACAUGAAUCAGCCAGCUCAGUACCCCAUGCAGAUGCAGAUGGGCAUGAUGGGCGGGCAGGGUUACCCGCAGCAGCCUAUGCAGCCCAAUCACCAUGGCAACAUGAUGUACACUGGCCCCUCCCAUCACAGCUAUGCUAGUGUCCCUAAACAGUCACCUUACAUGAGCAGAUGAGCAGCCAAGAACUGAAAAGGGAGACAUGGGGCCAGAGCUGACGCUCGCUAUACUCAAUAUGUCCAUUACUCCAGUUCACCCUCUCCAGUGCCUCAGCGGGCACCAGUGAGCGCUGGUGAUUGGAGCCAGAGAGGGUCUUGGGGUUUCCUGUUUUUCUAUGUUGUCAUUUAGUCCCUUUUUAUUUGGGCUUGUUCCCCCGCCUCCCUUCCCAGCUAUGGGAGCAAUAGGGCAGGAUUUGGGGUUGGUGUACAUGAACCUUGGCUGUGCCAUACUGCUUUGGUCCAGGCCUACACAGUCCUCCAGUGUGGUUCAUUACAGGUCCAAGAGUCUCCUCCUCCUCGUGAUGCACAGGAGGAGAGUAGAGGACAGGAACGACAAAGAAAAAACACAGAAAGACAAUACAGGAGUCACUUCUACUUGUCAGACUGCGAAUGAAAAAACAGUGGUUUACUGAAUAUAUUCAACCAUGCACACAAUCUUUUAAUUGAUAUAGGAAGCCUUACCUUGAAAAAAGAGACAAUGAAACCUUGUAGGCGGACUGUUUUGUUUUGUUAAACAUAAUGUUGACUUAUUUUUAUUGUCGUCGUUUUCGUUGAUUGUUUUUUGAGAUACUUGUGUGCAGUCCAACCUCAUAUAUGCUUUGGUCUUUAUAUGUGUGGCAUUCUGAAAUGGUGAUACACCCUCUUGCUCUCUCAGAAAUCCCCGAACAUCUCUGAGGCUGCUCGGUCAGACAGCUUUUCACCCAUUUCCAGAAAAGCAUAGGAGCAGGGCCCUCGGGUGUUUGAGCUGUUGAGCUGUUUCCAGAGUCUCUGUCUUCCUGGGUGGACAGUGUUGUACCAAAAACACAGCAACAACACAGAGGAGACUAGCGUGUUACUGUCUAUUAUAUAUCCAUAAAAGAAACAAGUAGCAUUAUUUUCCAGUUUGCCGCCACUCUGAAACGUUUCGAUGUAAAUAUUCUGGUACUUCCCAAUAUCCAGCACACAAACAUACACGCACGAACACACACUGGCUAGCCGGCGCCAGUCGGUGGCUAGCACAGGAAAGUACAACAUUCAGCUGUUUUUGUCCACACUCCACUGACAGACUGUGUACAAUGUCAGGCUUUUAGCAGUUUAGGGAAUGCAGAACAAACGGUGGGGUUUCCAUUUAUCUGCUUUAAGGAAAGUGGGUUAACUAUAGCUGACCUCGCAUCCUCAAGUGUUAGUGACCCAAAGAGGUCGAGGAUUCUGCUUUUGAAUGGUAUGUAUUUUGUUAAAAGUGUAUUUUUGUUUUCCUUUUCUGCAAAAUUCUGCACUCCCAUUGGCUAGAAAUAUGGCAGCAGACAGUCAGCCUUUAUAAAAGGUGUGCCUAAAUGCCCGAUCUAGUGCAUGGUUUGGCCCUCGUGUAGAGGCUCCCUUCUAAAGCAGGGUCAGAGGUUAGUAAGUGUCGGUGGUCCUGUUGGUAAUGGCGUUCAGCUGGCAUGGGUGAAACGGUUGAGCUUGUCGCUCCAUGUACCAGUAUUCAAAGUCAAAAGAGGAGUUUUCAUUUACUUACAGACCUGACAAGCAUACUUUAUUUGUGUGUAUUGUUCUGUUCUGUCCUUAUUUUUGUUUUGUUUCUUUUCUGAAUUUUAUCAGACUGGGCAGCUUUCUUUUAUGACACAAGCUGACUCUUUUUGACUUUAGAAACUUAUUGUAGAGAAGACGUUUUUUCUAUAAUAUAAAAGGAAAUUCUGACAUUGAUAUUGGUACUGUCAUUUUUUUCACUUCUGUUUCAGGAAACAAAAAAAAACAAUACAUAUUUUUUAGCUCGCCUCUUGGGUAAUAAUUACUAAGAAAUUCAAAAUUUAAAAAAAUUACCACUCACUUUUAGUGACUUUAAGAUGCCUUUAACCUCUCCAUUCCAUCUCAUCUCUAGAGUUUUUCUAUCUUUGUGUAGUAUAUUAAUGCUAUUUUAAACAAAAGGACUACAAAUAUCUAAAGGUCACUUGGCAUUCUUUUUUCUUUUUCUUUUUUUUUUUUUUUUUUUUACUUGUGUGUGUAUAGGAUUACUUCCUUACAUUUAAGAGGCAUGUAAAAAUGAGCUCAGUAUAUUUCUGUCUGUUUAUAUUGCUUCCCUUUUUGUAUCCUUUGUAAUUGUACAUGUUGCGUUGUAUGCUAAGAGAGAGCGCAAAAUAAAGAGAGGGGGUGACAGCUGGGCACACAGUGAAGGUUGAUCUGCGCUCGGCCGCCUCAACUCUCUACUCUGUCCCUGUAUGUAUUUCCAUUUAUUCGUUUUUGUUUUUGUUUUUGUUUUUCUUUCUUAGCAAGUACUUUCAAAGAACUCUGUACAUUUUAACAUAAAAUGAAAAUAAAUUAUGUUGAGCCAU
Mugil cephalus (flathead mullet) is the source of this 11670-nucleotide messenger RNA. It is a transcript of the gene kat6a, whose product is annotated as K(lysine) acetyltransferase 6A. Gene Ontology annotation, cellular component: nucleosome; MOZ/MORF histone acetyltransferase complex. The coding region runs from base 2493 to 9320 and encodes 2275 amino acids. Gene Ontology annotation, biological process: regulation of DNA-templated transcription; nucleosome assembly. The transcript has 17 exons. Gene Ontology annotation, molecular function: histone acetyltransferase activity; DNA binding. Lineage: Eukaryota; Metazoa; Chordata; Actinopteri; Mugiliformes; Mugilidae. The record is from RefSeq and is a predicted model, not a curated record.